AUGGCUACUCCCCAGGAAAAGGCGCAGAACUAUCUUGCGCAGCUCGACAAGGAGCUCUCCAAGUACCCCGCCCUUAACAACAUCGAGAAGCAGGUGGGCGUCCCCAAAGCCUACGGCGUCAUCGGCCUUGCUGCGCUCUAUUUCUUCCUCGUCAUCUUCAACAUCGGUGGCCAGCUCCUCACCAACUUUGCUGGUUUUAUUAUCCCCGGUUAUUACUCUCUUGGCGCCCUCUUCUCCCGCGGCACCACCGACGACACCCAAUGGCUUACCUACUGGGUCGUUUUCGCUUUCUUCACUGUCGCAGAGAGCUUCGUUAACAUCGUCUACUGGUUCCCCUUCUACUUCGUCUUCAAGUUUGUGUUCCUUCUGUGGCUCUCUCUACCUCCCUUCCAUGGUGCUCAGAUUGUCUUCCGCUCCUUCAUUGCGCCCACCUUCAGCCGAUACUUCGUCCAGCCCGGCGCUUCCAACCUGCGCUCCAAGGCCGAGGGAUUCAGCAAGACCGAGUAA
Clonostachys rhizophaga is the source of this 507-nucleotide messenger RNA. The record is from the annotation of a GenBank genome assembly. Lineage: Eukaryota; Fungi; Ascomycota; Sordariomycetes; Hypocreales; Bionectriaceae.